Messenger RNA from Paramecium sonneborni, 1043 nucleotides. The record is from the annotation of a GenBank genome assembly. NCBI's taxonomy places the organism in Eukaryota, Ciliophora, Oligohymenophorea, Peniculida, Parameciidae.
AUGUAAUAACUAUAAUAUUAUUCAUGUGGAUCAGGUGGAUGUGGAUUAUUACUUUAAGAAACAAUUGAUGAUAUUAAUAUACCAAAAAUAUGUCAUAAAUUAAUAGAUAAGAAUUUGAAUGAUCUAAAAAUUAAAUUUAGUGGAUUGAUAGGAUUAAUAAAAUAAGGAGAUAGAAUAUUUUUGUAUGGAUAAUGGAUUUAAAUUUAUACUAUUCCAAAAGAGAUAAAAUAAAUCAACAAAGUUUCUAAAUUUUCUUGUGGUUGGUAACAUUGUAUGAUUCUGACAGAUAAUGGUCUUUUUGGUAUGGGUUCAAAUAAAUUCAAUGAAUUUGGACAUUAAGUUAAAUAAAUAUUUGAAGAACCUUAAUAGUUAAAUUUUGAUUACACUAAAAUUUAUGAUAUUGUAUGUGGCUUUAGAUAAAGUUUUAUAAUAGAAGAAAAAUUCAUAUAUGGAGUUGGGUAAAACAAAUAGAAUGAAUUAAAUAUCAUUAAUACUAAAAUAGUUCUGGAAUUUACAAAGAUUAAUGUCCAAGAGUGUAUUAAAAAAAUUAAAUGUGGAUAAAAGUUUACAUUAGCAUUGUCAUGUAUAUAAUAUUUAUAAAUAUUAAGAUGAUAAUACUUUAUAUGGAUGGGGUAGUAAUAGUUUUGGUUAAUUAUGCUAAGAAUCUUAAUUUUCAAUCUUAGACAAAUAGGAAUUAAUGAAAAAUAUAGAAGAUUUUGAUUGUGGUUGGAGUCAUCAUUCUAUAUUAACAAAAAAUAGAUAAGUUUUUAUUUGUGGAAGAGGUGAUCUUGGAUAAUAAGGAGAUAAUAAAAAAUAACAUAAUUACAAAUAUUAAUAGAUUGAUAUAAUUGCAACGAAUGUUAAAUGCGGAUCAGAAUCUACAAUAUUAAUAAAUUAGGAUAAAUAAGAAAUAUUUGUUAGUGGAUGGAAUGAACAUGGAAAUUUAGGAUUAGGUCACAAUAAUAAUGUUUAUUAAUUUGAAAGAAUAGAUAAGAUUAAAUAAAUAAAAACAAAAGGGGCAACUAUGUUAUUAUAAAAAUGAA